GUGCCUUACAUACCGGAAGAAGCCCUUUCCUGUAGCCGGGGCGUUGAGUGAUUUCCGGCUUUGCAGAAGAAAGUUGAGCAGGAGAGAAGCUGUACUCGGUUUCCUGGAUUUGGAAUCAUGGACAGUCAGGGCAGGAAAGUGGUUGUUUGCGACAACGGAACCGGGUUUGUAAAAUGUGGUUAUGCUGGCUCCAACUUCCCAGAGCACAUAUUUCCAGCCUUGGUAGGGAGGCCAAUCAUUAGAUCUACUGCCAAAGUGGGAAACAUAGAAAUCAAGGAUCUGAUGGUGGGAGAUGAAGCCAGUGAGUUACGCUCAAUGCUGGAAGUGAAUUAUCCUAUGGAAAAUGGUAUUGUCAGAAACUGGGAUGACAUGAAGCACUUGUGGGAUUAUACCUUUGGUCCCGAAAAACUCAACAUUGACUCCAGAAAUUGUAAAAUCCUGCUUACAGAGCCGCCAAUGAACCCUACAAAAAACAGGGAAAAGAUCAUUGAGGUAAUGUUCGAAACAUAUCAGUUUUCUGGAGUGUAUAUAGCAAUUCAAGCUGUGCUAACAUUGUAUGCGCAAGGUUUACUCACAGGUGUGGUGGUUGACUCUGGGGAUGGUGUAACACACAUCUGUCCAGUAUAUGAAGGAUUUUCAUUGCCUCAUCUUACAAGGAGAUUAGAUAUUGCAGGCAGAGACAUAACUCGCUACCUCAUCAAGUUGCUUUUGUUGAGAGGUUAUGCCUUUAAUCAUUCUGCUGACUUCGAGACUGUUCGCAUGAUGAAAGAAAAACUGUGCUAUGUGGGUUACAAUGUUGAGCAGGAGCAGAAAUUAGCUAUUGAGACCACUGUGCUAGUAGAAUCCUACACGCUCCCUGAUGGUAGAGUUAUCAAGGUUGGUGGAGAACGGUUUGAAGCUCCUGAAGCAUUAUUUCAACCUCAUCUUAUCAAUGUGGAAGGUGUUGGUGUAGCUGAGUUACUGUUUAAUACAAUUCAAGCUGCUGAUAUUGAUACCAGGGCUGAAUUCUACAAACACAUAGUUCUAUCUGGAGGAUCCACAAUGUAUCCAGGUCUACCAUCACGGCUUGAACGGGAACUGAAACAGCUUUACCUUGAACGUGUGCUAAAGGGAGAUGUGGAAAAACUUUCGAAAUUUAAGAUUCGCAUUGAAGAUCCCCCACGUCGUAAACACAUGGUAUUCCUGGGAGGUGCAGUGCUGGCAGACAUCAUGAAAGACAAAGACAACUUUUGGUUGACCCGGCAAGAAUACCAAGAAAAAGGCAUGCGUGUACUAGAGAAACUUGGAGUAACUGUUAGAUAAGCUUGGACAUUUUACCAUGUCAACAUGGUUUUACUCUUCUUCCUUAUCCAGAUUAUUUUCAAGUCAUUCAUCCAUCAAAAUUUGGAUAGGCCUAUCUGUGCCCAUUUUGGUAGGGGCUUCAGUAAGUGUUACUGCCUCCAAAAGUGGUUUGUUUGGCCGUUGUCAUUUAAAUUAUAUAUAAAGAUUUGUUUUUUUCAUUCUUAUAUCUUACAUCCACACUAUUGCUUCUUUUGCUUUUUUCUUUUGUAGAAUAAAUUUUAGCAGCCAGCACUCAUCUACAAAGCAAUAUCUUUUUGAAUUUACGUUCCUUAAGUGAAAAGAGCAAUUUAUCAUUUUUACUGUAUUAUUGCAGUAAUUUGAUAUCAUCUUAACAGUAUUUGUUCUUGAACAAGACUUACUGGAAUUUAAAGAGUACUGCAUAUGGGGAAAAUGAUAGCCUGCCAUUCAUGGGCAGGGUGGGAUUUAUCUUCACGUGCUGUAAUUCUUUUUUUGUGUUUUUAUUUCCUAAUUGUGCAGGUGCUUUCUAAAUUACAGAAAAGCACUAUUUAGUCAUGUAAUGUACAAUCACCAUUGGACACUUAAAUUUAGCAUACAGUGUUCUUUUUAACAGGGAUGUGUUCUCUGUAUUAAAAAAAAAUAAAUAAAAAUAAUUGGGAUAUUUAGAAUUGCCUGAGGUGUGUGGCAUUAAGAAAUGAGGCACAGAAAUGUUGUAAAAGCUGGUAUUGAAGGUUCUAUUGAUCUCUUGUGUAUGUUGGAGGCACUUCAAAUUAAAUUUUGCAUAAACGUUUAUCCAGUGCCAAGUGCAGUUAUUGUAACUGGAUUUGCUUUUUUUCCAUAGCAAAACUGCCUAAUGUUUAAAUAAAGAAAACUGAUUUAUAAAUAA
Messenger RNA from Erpetoichthys calabaricus (reedfish), 2185 nucleotides. RefSeq names its product actin-related protein 2-B. The coding region runs from base 118 to 1302 and encodes 394 amino acids. NCBI's taxonomy places the organism in Eukaryota, Metazoa, Chordata, Cladistia, Polypteriformes, Polypteridae. Gene Ontology annotation, cellular component: actin cortical patch; Arp2/3 protein complex. The transcript has 9 exons. Gene Ontology annotation, molecular function: actin filament binding. The record is from RefSeq and is a predicted model, not a curated record. Gene Ontology annotation, biological process: Arp2/3 complex-mediated actin nucleation.